Molecule: messenger RNA, 1439 nt
Organism: Pantherophis guttatus
Lineage: Eukaryota; Metazoa; Chordata; Lepidosauria; Squamata; Colubridae
Gene: CHODL
Product: chondrolectin
Biological process (GO): positive regulation of axonogenesis
Cellular component (GO): cytoplasm
Source: RefSeq, a predicted model, not a curated record
GAAGCUUUGGUAAGACGUUCCCUCAGCCGCUCGCUGCUAUGCUCCCUUCUCAGGGUCGAGCUCCCAUCCCGCUGCUGGUGGUAGCGGUCGCCUGGUUGCUGUGGGCGAAGAGCUGCUUCUCCCAGCGCCUCUUGAGCGGUCAAAAGAUAUGCUACGGUGAUUCAGCACAUCUCUGCUACAAGAUUGCCUAUUUCCAAGACAUGUCUCGGCGUGUGGGUUUUCAGGAGGCUCGCCAAGCUUGUGAAAUGGGUGGUGGAGUACUUCUCAGUCUUGAAAGUGAAACAGAACAGAAACUGAUAGAAAAUAUGCUGCAGAAUCUCACAAAAUCAGGUCCAGGGAUUUCUGAUGGAGACUUCUGGAUUGGUCUAUGGAGAAAUGGAGAGGGACAAACCACAUCCAGUGCCUGUCCCGAUCUUUACAAAUGGACAGAUGGAAGCAGUUCCCUCUUCAGAAAUUGGUAUACUGAUGAGCCUUCCUGUGGGAGUGAAGCUUGUGUUGUGAUGUAUCACCAGCCAACAGCAAAUCCAGGUUUAGGAGGGCCUUAUCUUUAUCAAUGGAAUGACGACAGAUGUAACAUGAAGCACAAUUUCAUCUGCAAGUAUAAGUCAGAAGACCUUGUAGAAAAAGAAUCAGGACACAAAACAGAUUCACAUCAUGAAAUUCAAGCAACAGUGCCAGCUGUGAAGCCUAAUGAUCCAAGCAAGUCAGAAGAUGAUUUUCCAUUGGUCGUUACUGAAACUGGUGGUCUAAUUCCUAAUUUAAUUUAUGUUGUUAUACCAACCAUACCACUGUUGUUGUUGAUAUUAGUGGCUUUUGGGACUUGCUGUUUCCAGAUGCUGCAUAAAAGUAAAGGAAGAACAAAAACCAGUCCUGAUCAGUCAACACUGUGGAUUUCUAAGAACCCAAGAAAGGACAGUAACCUGGAAGUAUAGAAAACUGGCUGAAAAGAAAGCAGGAAUGAUACUUUUCAGGAUUUCUUAGAUUGUCUUGUUAAAUAUUAGUUUGGAAUGGCUUGAAAUUGCAACAGAUCAACAGAAUGAAGUGGAAGCUCCCCCUUGAAAUGAUUGCUUGGAUCAUUUUUUAAUAUAUGAUUUUUGGUUUUUAAUCCCAUAGCAAACAUAGCCAGCUAAAAGAAAAUAAGAAUAUGAUUAUUUUGCUAAAGAAAGUAAUUUGGCUACGAAUACUAAUGAGAUAGACCGAACAUUUUGAAUUCAUUCCAUGUGACAGUUGUAGUACAAAUAUUUCUAAUUUAACCUUUAACAUUUAUUUCCAUUAUUAAUUUCAUAUAUAUUGUAUUGUUUCUCGCUAAUGGAUGGACUGUAAUUCCAGCUAAUAUGAAUUUACGAUGUAUUAAGAUAAUUUAUCUUUGCAUAAAAAAUUCUACACUAGAAUAUGAGUUAUUGUAAUCUCAUAUAUGUAAAAAUAUUUAUCAGUGUUAA